This is a messenger RNA of Laetiporus sulphureus 93-53, 396 nucleotides long. RefSeq lists its product as uncharacterized. Bases 1 to 396 code for a protein of 131 amino acids. The transcript is spliced from 3 exons. The record is from RefSeq and is a predicted model, not a curated record. Lineage: Eukaryota; Fungi; Basidiomycota; Agaricomycetes; Polyporales; Laetiporaceae.
AUGUCGUUGAUGGGUGGAGGCGUCGACAUCAAAGCCUCUUUUCUUCUUAUGGCUUCGAGCAUGGCUUUUGGUAUUCUGCUCGUUCACAACAGGGAUGUAUUGCAGCGAUGCGUGCAGCUACUCCAACGCAACACAGAUGUCCUUGUGAAGACUCGAGGCAACGUUGCUGCCCUUCGGGAUCAAGGCGGAAACAUUCAGCUUGCGGCACGAUUCGAAGUAUGGCUGAUCACACACGAAGUUGGAUCCCUCUUCUGCGGAUGGCAUCAGCAGGUUGAGGCCAGAAUAACAGAAUGGUCCAACGUACCCAGCGAAGAUAGCCGUUUAGCCGCACGGCCACUGCGUGAGGAACGCAACAAAAUACGUUUGCUUUACAUGGACUGUGCAGGUGUCGAGUGA